Messenger RNA from Salvelinus namaycush (lake trout), 3800 nucleotides. Its product is annotated as solute carrier family 35 member E4-like. Gene Ontology annotation, molecular function: antiporter activity. The coding region runs from base 135 to 1355 and encodes 406 amino acids. Gene Ontology annotation, cellular component: Golgi apparatus. The transcript has 3 exons. The record is from RefSeq and is a predicted model, not a curated record. Lineage: Eukaryota; Metazoa; Chordata; Actinopteri; Salmoniformes; Salmonidae.
AGGUCCGUGCACUCAUUCCGCUGUGUAGAACCUUGCGGGGCCUCAUCUUUUCAAUGUGUGAACAAUGUAUGUAUAGGAAUUGUUGUAGUUCUGCUGAUAGGACGAGACCCCUCGCAUGAAGUAAGUUUCUAUCUAUGGGCAUUACUUGCAACUGCAGCCGCUGCAAGAGCGAGUGGCCGUUUGAUUUCCGGGCUGGCGACGUAAUUCAUGGCAAACAACGAAAAGAGGAUGAAAAGAACAUGAUUAGCACCGAUGGCCUCUCUAAAUGCGAGGCGACCCGGCGCAAGACGGGGAAAAGGCCACUGGGGGAGAUGCUGCACCUUCUGUCCGCUGUCAUUGUCUGGCUUGUGACGGGGACGACCAUCUCCAGUCUUAACAAAUGGAUAUUUGCAGUGUACAACUUCAGGUACCCCUUACUGCUAUCGGCCCUGCACAUGUUGACAGCAAUAGUGGUGGACUUUUGGCUUAUUAAACUUCGAAUGCUCCAGCACAAAGGCGGUGUUGACAAGCAUAAGGACCUUACCAACAGCGCCAAAUGGAAGGUGUUUCUAUUGAGCUUGACAUUUUGUGCCAGCAUUGCGUUUGGCAACGUGGGUCUGAACUAUGUCCAGCUGUCCUUUGCGCAAAUUAUCUACACCACCACGCCAAUCUUCACCCUGGCGAUUUCCACCCUGAUCUUGGGCAAGCAGCAUCACAUCCUCAAAUACACGGCCAUGAUGCCCAUCUGUCUGGGAGCCUCAUUCAGCAUUAUGGGCGAGGUCCAGUACGACCAGACAGGUUGCUUCUUCAUAUUCGCUGCGACAAUGUUGAGAGGUGUCAAAACCAUCCAGCAAAGUAUCUUGCUCCAGGAGGAGAAGAUCAACUCUGUGUUCCUGCUCUACCUGAUGUCCAUCCCCAGUUUCUGCAUCCUGGCCGUAGCUGCUCUGGCCCUGGAGAACUGGGCCGUGCUAGAGUCUCCAAUGCAUUACGACCACAACUUGUGGCUCUUCAUCCUGCUCAGCUGCCUGGGCUCUGUCAUGUACAACCUGGCCAGCUGCUGCGUCAUAACCCUCACCUCCGCCGUCACCCUGCACAUCCUCGGCAACCUGAGCGUUGUGGGCAACCUGCUGCUCUCCCAGCUGCUGUUCGGCAACGAGAUGUCAGCGCUCAGCUGCGUCGGCGUGGCACUCACACUCUCCGGCAUGCUCAUCUACCAGAACUCUGAAUUUAUCUCAGACUACAUGGACGCACGGCGAGCCAAAGCCAGGGCGCUCAUUCGUGGGAGGGAGGAGGACAUCGCUGGCCCAUCACAACCCCCCCAAGACCAGCAGGGGAGGAGGGAUGCCGAUGGCAAGCGAGAGGACAAGAUAGACUGAAAGAGAAGGAGAAUAGGAGUUGGACUGUUUACAGCAACCCUGUCCUUCGGGGUUAGUUAAGUCAGGUGGUUCUGUGGAGAGGAUCAGGAGAUGGGCUUUGAGGUUAUAGUUGAUGAUGAUGAUGACAUGAGUGACAGAACUUGUUUGUUGGGUCGUUUUUACCUCUUCACUGUGCCAAUGUAUUUAUUUCUGCCAUGGUCUCAUAGAAUGAGAAGUCAGUCUAGGCCAGCUGACAAAAAAAUCUGAUGCCUUUAUGAAAGUGACAGUUGAGUUUUCACUGUUCUAAUACCCAUACGUGCACACAUACUGGUAUAUGCAUGCAUGAGCACACAAACAAUGUGAUAUAUCUCAUGAGGUGUCGCUCUCACUACUCCACUGUGAAAAUGUUCAACAUGAGUGCUCAAUGGGAUGUUGGGAGGGAAGGACUAGGAACACCUCAUAUAGAUGGGCACAAAUAAAAAAAUAAGCAUGGUACUGUUACCUAUCCUUCCCCUGGUCUUGUAUCAGUGUGAAAGAGGUUUCCUGGCAGCUUUUUAUGUGGUGGAUCUUAAUAUGGGGGGUGUAGCAUUUGUUAUAGUGCUAUAGCUUUUGUCUAGAUGACGUUUACAAUGGUGGAGACAUGCAAGCUAACAGGGUCGGCAUAUCAUUUCUGUUGGCUGUUUGUAGGCAUGGAGGUCAGUGAGCCACACUGUUAAUCUACUGCAUAGUGAAGCGCAGAUCUGAGGGCAGGCACUCCUGCUCAGCGACCUCUUAUUGAAUUUCCUCUUAAUAAAAGGAACCUCUUAUAAUCAGUUUAAUAACCUCCAACCUGAACAGCAGUUCUCACUGCAGAAAACCUCUAUUAUUAGGCCCAUUCACUCUAAGGAGUCUCACUCAUCUUUAGUACAGUUAUUUUCUUCUGGGAGAGAUCAUUAAAAAGAAUUUCAUGUUCCUCUCCUUACCGCCACUCCUGGGCCGAAUAGAAAUGUCUACUCUGCCAGGUCUCAUGUCUACACUCAGAGGGUGCCUCUAUUUUUAACCUUUUACAUUUAGUCUCCCUUAUAACCUCUGCUGGACAGUGUUAUUGUAACUCCCAUUACAAUACAUUUGAAUAUUUAUUAAGACAUUUUAGUUUUAUUGUUUGUUCGUUUUUUUUCUGCUUUUUGAAUUGGGUAAGGAACAUUGUGUUGUUUAUUGGUCUUAGAAAGGACAAAGAGGAUGUUUUUGUUUUGCCAUCUACACAAAAAAAAAUAUGUAAUUGAAGUUUGAAAGCUCUUACGUUAUCUUGUCUAUAGCAGGGUUUCCCAAAGUUGGUCCUGGGGCCCCCUGGGUGUACGGUUAGUUUUUUUUGCCUGUAGCGCUACACAGUUGAUUCAAAUAAUCAAAGCUUGAUGAGUUGGUUAUUUGAAUCAGCUGUGUAGUGCUAGCGUUAAAAAAAAAAAAACGUGGGGGGACAGAGUUUGGGAAACCCUGGUCUAUGGCAUUGACAUAUGACAGCGGUCACUCAGUAGCUGGAGGUCUAAUCAACUGGUCUGUCACUUGGCAAACAGUCAUGUGACUGGAGGCCUUGCAUAACUCAGAUCCAGGUGUAAAAUUGCAUGUCUGCCCAAUGUACAGCAAGGAGCUUAUGAAGGUGUUGAAUGAAGAUGUUUCUAAUCUUCCUUCCCCAGUCAAAAGAACCUUCCGGUGUGCCAAACAUUGACUUCUUGGUUUAGCUUCUGUUCAGCCUCGGAUAGACACUGGACAACAAAGUUGCUCUCUAAUGGGAAAUGGUUAUAUAUAUUUUGUUACCCACCUGUUCUUUUUUUCCCUAAUAUGUUGCCAUAUGCACAGCAGUAGACACAUUGAUUUGUUGCCAGCCUCGACCUGAUAAAUGAGACGUUGAAUGAAGAUAAGAUUAAUGCCAGUCACCCAUUUGUUUUAACAUUCAUAGUUGUAUCAAGAGGGUCUUGUUAUUGAUGUUAGUUUAAAUACCUCAGUCUUCAACAUGGCUUGUUAAAGACCAUUUGUUUAAUGACUUAUGUAAGUUAGCAGUUGAAGAGAUCAAGCAGCUGAAAGCAUGUCUGCCCACAACCACGGUUUGUCAACUGUUUAUAUUCUGUUAAAUUGCCUACUGUUUUUUAAAAGCCAAUUUGGUUUAUUACCUUUGGAUUGACGAUGAGGGCUUUUCAAUCACACAGCCCUUAGAAUAUCUAUAUAUAGACUAUACCAGCUUCACAGAUCGUGGUUUGAUUUGUCAAACUGAAAGUCGGUUUGACUAGUCAGGCUGCAUGUUCAUACGGAGUUAUCUUUGAGGGUGGGGAAAAGCUCAUAUUGCACUGACGAGUUUUGGAGAUGCUGCCUUUACAGCAUAGGGCUCAUGUGUAUGUACUGUUUUUGAUGUCUGCAAAAGUUAAAUGUAAAUCAUUUUAAUAUAUUUAUGUAUUUUACAAUCAUGGCUGGCUCAAAUAUACUAGUUCAAGAACA